Messenger RNA from Triticum turgidum subsp. durum (durum wheat), 1683 nucleotides. The record is from the annotation of a GenBank genome assembly. NCBI's taxonomy places the organism in Eukaryota, Viridiplantae, Streptophyta, Magnoliopsida, Poales, Poaceae.
AUGGCGGCGGCGGCGUCAGAGCACGCGGCCGAGGAGGGGACGAUGAGCAUCUACAAGGCGGCGAGGCGCAUCAAGCGGCGGGAGAGCACCCUGUACAACGCGCUGCGGAGCGUGGCCGACGACGCGGCCUUCGUGGCCGAGAUCGCGGCGCUGUGGCCGACCCUGCCGCUGGUCGCCAACCUCCGCUGCGGCCUCUGGUACGCGCAGCCGCGCUCCCUCGCCGCCACCUGCUACUUCAAGUCCACCGACGGCCACGCCGGCAACUGGGCCUUCUCCACCGCCCGCCUCAAUCUCCACCUCGCCCUCCUCGCCGGGGAAAGAGGAGGAUGCAUAAUAGUUGAUUCAACAAGGAAAGGGAAACGAUUUCCAGAUAGCAUGGCAAAGACAAUACCCAUUUGGUGCUGCGUUCUCAAUCGAGCCAUUCAGAGGCAUCGACCGCGGGCUAUCAACCAAGGUAGCGGAUUGAAUUCCGAAAUGUCAGCUGUUGUAUCAAACGGGGAUGCUGAAGAGUACUCUGGUUCAUCAAACUGGGAUAGCUCAGUUCAUCUUCCUGUAUGGGUUCUGGAAACUGAGAGAAAUGCAAUAGAGGGGCGUAUUGAAGAAUGGGCGGACCUAUUUGAAUCUUGUGGUGCAGACAUUCAUUCUCUUGCAUUAGGUUUGCAAAAACCACUCCGUCCACUGUGGAUAUCACAAAAUACACGUAUAUGGUUGAAUGAAGUACCAGAUCAUCAGUUAUGGGACUUCACUCCCGUCAUAUUAGUUUCAGCAUCUGCAUCUGGUACAGUGGCUACACAAAGAACGGCGUCAGAAUUCAGCUGGCGCUAUAUUCCUGGUGCAGGAGAUGAUGAAGAGAGUUGGGCACGUGGUCUAACUCCUACAUUAUUCUGGAAGCAUUCGUAUGAUCUACUUGAUGGUGGACCAGAUCUUUGUAAUCAGUUAGUUGCCGACAUCGUUGAAAAGGAUAGGGUUUACCGUGCACAGAGGGGUGAACAUUCUCCACAAGUUAUAGUUAAGCAUAUAAAGUGCUCAAGCCAUGGACAAGAAUCAUACACGGGAGAUCAUACAAUUAUCACACAACCUAUGAACUCGAACCCUUCUACUCUUGCUCCAGCAAAUACACAGUACUCCAAUGAUGGUCAUGUAGUCUUCUGGAUUGGGACAUCAAACAUUGCAGUAGCAUCUACCAUGCAAGAUGGCUUGGCUGAUAUGGAUUGCAUACUGAACUGUGACAGCACAUCAAGAUUGCCUUCUAAUUCAUCAGAAGAUUCUUACCUUGAACUACCUAUUGUGGAUUCCAAGGAUGAACGAUUUUCUUUGUUGAAAAAUCUUCCCAAAGCAGUUAGCUUUGCAAAGAAAAAUCUAAUCGCAAGGAGAAAAAUGCUGCUAUGUUGUCAAAGUGGAGAAGAUAUAAGCAUUUGUGUGGCUUUGGCAAUAAUCACACGGUUAUUCAAUGACACUGGGUGCUUCGACUGCGGCGAAUCUUUUAUGAGAAGAGACAUCACCAAGUUAGAGAUGAGGAAGAGGCUGGUGUUCAUUUGCAAAUACGCCGUUAAUGCGCGGCCAUCUAGGGGAAACUUGAGGCAGGCAUUCGUUCUGAUCAGUUGCCACAGAAUAGUCAGGUUUGGGCCUCUCAAGCAACACCGUCCAGAUGGACCCCAUACUGAUCAACAUUUCUUCAUUUGA